CGGCUGCGCGUGCUUGGCUCCAGUUCAGUUCAGCUCAGUUCAGUGUUGAAGAUACUUCUUGGCCCCCUAACUCCGGCAAAUCGUUUCGGCCGCUGCCUGAUAAACAAACAGUUAAACAAACCGCUCGAGCGUCGUCGUUGUCGUUGCCGUCGUGUGUGUGUGAGUGUUUUUCGCCCUCAUUGUGCUCUCGUGCAAAUGAAAAUCUCAUUGAGCAGAAAGUCGCAGCAGCAGCAGCAGCAGCGGAAAAGUGGAAAAUCCUAAAGCGGCACCAGCCACCUCAAAAUAAGAAAAAAAUAAAUUCAAAAUCUCGGCAAGUGAAAUUUUUGCAGUCGAGAACUAGGAACAGAGCAAUUAAGCCAAAUAAUUACCGCUGGAAAAACGUCGAGUUCAUCGCUGGAAAUCUGCCAAAAGCCACGCCAAUUAAUUAAAAGGCAGGAAAGCUAGCGCGAAUUAAAGUUCAAUCAACGAUGCAGUGCGGCCUGGAACAGAUGAACGAUUGUGAGCGUUCGCCCAACCGGACGAACCUGCGGGUCAACUUCAAUGAGAAGGGUGCCGAGGUCAAGGAGCGACGGGAGAAGUUCCUCACGGCCAAGUAUGGAUCGCACCAGAUGAGCCUCAUCCGGAAGCGUCUGGCCGUGGAGAUGUGGCUGUACGAUGAGCUGCAGAAGCUGUUCGAUCCACCAAGCGAGGCCAUCGAUGUGGACAUUGAUGAGAUACUGGAUAUGGACACAGAUGAUAUAAGGAGAUCUCAUCUUAUUAGAUUAUUGUCAGUCUGCAAACGCCCGCAAUCGGACAUAUCGAAGUUCAUCAGCGAUCUUCUGGACCGCGCAAAAACGUUGUAAAUGUCCUCAUCAUACAAGAGAUCAUUGAUCAUUCAGCUACAUAUAAUAUGCCGAUAAACAAUAUACAUAAUAAUAACUAGAGAAUUAAGUUUAGCUUGGAACACAAAAGGAGUUUAGUUCGCAAGUCUUUGACCUUAACCUAUUUCCUCCUACUUAUGUUGAGUUUUUUUCCCACGGACUUUAGUUGUUAGCCCGACUAAUUUGAAGUUAAACCUAAUUUAAGCUACCCUGAACACGUUAGCCCUAAGCUUAUGGUAUAAUAUCGAGAAAGCAUUAAUAUACUUCAUCAAUUUUGUGAUGAUACUUUUUAAUAAUAAUAAAACACAAACACACGCGA
This is a messenger RNA of Drosophila serrata, 1179 nucleotides long. Its product is annotated as protein phosphatase 1 regulatory subunit 14B. Gene Ontology annotation, cellular component: cytoplasm. Gene Ontology annotation, molecular function: protein serine/threonine phosphatase inhibitor activity. The record is from RefSeq and is a predicted model, not a curated record. NCBI's taxonomy places the organism in Eukaryota, Metazoa, Arthropoda, Insecta, Diptera, Drosophilidae. Gene Ontology annotation, biological process: regulation of phosphorylation.